Molecule: messenger RNA, 3648 nt
Organism: Pseudophryne corroboree (corroboree frog)
Lineage: Eukaryota; Metazoa; Chordata; Amphibia; Anura; Myobatrachidae
Gene: AHSG
Product: alpha 2-HS glycoprotein
Exons: 7
Coding region: 52-1080 (342 amino acids)
Biological process (GO): negative regulation of endopeptidase activity
Cellular component (GO): extracellular region; extracellular matrix; blood microparticle
Molecular function (GO): cysteine-type endopeptidase inhibitor activity
Source: RefSeq, a predicted model, not a curated record
UUGCCAUGCAGAGCACAGUCCUCAUAGACAGUUCUGACACAGUGUAGCAUCAUGAGGCUACUACUUGCAACCUUGUUUUUGGCUCAGCUAUUCUUUGGUUCGGCUUUCAUCAUAGCACACUCUAAACCUAGUGGCAGGGUAAUAAACUGUGAUGACGCAGAGGCGCAUGAGGCAGCUGCUGUGGCUGUUACUCACAUUAAUAGUCAUCACACAACUGGAUACAAGUAUACCUUAAAUCAGGUUGAGAAAAUUCGAGCGGUGCCUUCGAAUGACAACAGUGAGAGUUUCUUCUUGGAGUUAGAUCUCUUGGAGACUAAAUGUCCAUCUGUGAGUCCAACACCAUUAGCGCAAUGCCCUGUGAGACCGGUGAUUGAACAGGCAGUGGAAGGUGAUUGUGAUGUCAGACUCAGCAAGAUAAAUGGCACCUUUGCAGUCCUUGGUACUAGGUGCAAGUCUGAACUAGAUUCAGCAGAAAACUUGCAAAGGAUUUGUCCUGAUUGCCCUAUGUUGGCUUCUCUUAAUAACAGCCAAGUCAUUCACGCAGUUGAUGUGUCGCUUCAUAAAUUUAACAGUGGGAACAAUACCGUGUCUUAUAGACUCCACGAGAUUGGCCGUGGACAGAUUCAGGGUGGCAUAAGCAAUACAGUAAGUGUGGAGUUUAUUAUUGCAGCAAGUAAUUGCUCCAUAGAAGAUGCAAAUGCUGGUGUUGUUGCCUGUGUAGAGGAAACUGGUGCUAGUGCACAUUAUGGAGCUUGUUCUGGAACUGUUGUCAAACAUCAUGAUGCAGUAGAUGAAGAUGUUGCUGUGCAAUGUACAAUCUAUGAACCACAGAUAAAAACGGGUGCUCAAGCAGGUGAACAACAUGUCCCGCAUGUCCCACUGGCUCCAACGAAGCCGAAUGUCCCUCAUUCACAUUUCCACCAUAGCCUUUAUUUUUCUUCUGAAUCUGAAUCUGCUGAACACCAUUUUCUGGUAUCUCCUAAAAAACAAGCUGUCAAGAGGUCAUUGACUGGUGAACCUGUACUGCCCAGUUUGCCUGCUAAUGUCCCAAUAUGUCCUGGGAAAAAAAUACACUUCUAACUUGUUUCAAUGAUGUGAAAAAUCUUGCAAUAAUUAUGUAACCUUAUUUCGGUAUCACGACUCUGGGUCGACACCAAUUAGGUCGACAUCCCCCAAAAAAAGGUCGACAUGGGUUUUUCAAAAAAUUUUCUUUCUCAACUUUUUCAUACUUUACGAUCCAUGUGGACUACGAUUGGGAAUGGUAACCUGUGCUGAAAGCAGCGGCAGUGCAGCGAGGCACCUUGCCCACAGGGAUGCCGUGCACUAAUUGGGGUUCCUGGUCACUUGACAGAGAAAACUACACAAAAAAACAUGAAAAACCAAUGUCGACUUUUUUAUGUCAACCUUUUUUCAUGUCAACCUUGUUCACGUCGACCUAAUGUACGUGUCGACCUAGCCACUGUCGACCAAUGGGUGUCGACCUAAUUGGUGUCGACCCUGCAUCCCAUACCCUCUUAUUUCACCCACAUGGUUGUUGUAGUUUAUUAAAAGGUGCAAACCCCUAAUAAUAUUUUGACCUAAACAUAUACCAUCUGACAAAAGUAAAUUAGUUUAAUAUAUUCUUACUGUUUAUAUUCUUAAGAUACAGCUGGACAACUCAGAUUUUCUCUGAUUUCUGUUCUACUGAUGUUACUCAAUUAUCUGAGGUGCUCAAUUUAUCUCCCAAUAAUCCCUUUUAUUGGGAAUCAAAUCUCACUGGUUUUUUUUUCUCUUAAGUAAUCCCUCUUUUAGGGCUAUGGAAAAGAUGUAUAAUGAAAAAUUAAUCAACUGGUAUCAAGAUUGCCUACAGUAUUUGGGUCAGACCCCAUACCUAGAACUCAGUUUAAUAAUGUGGUUGUUUUUAGCAAAAAUGCACUUUUUUUUCCAAUAUGCACUGAUAGUGAGUACCGGAAUGUCAGCUAAAGUAAAUGGAGAGUCAUUUAUAAACAGAAAAUAACAUUAGAUUUCUGCUUCCCUGUUACAUUGACCUGGAAAGUUGUGUACUCUCGGACAGUAGCACAUAAUUGUAGAUUCAUAAACAAAGUGCAGGAGGAGCUCUCUCGCUACUCUAUGCUUCAAACUUAUGCUAUGUACUAAGCAGUGAAAAAAGUGGAGAAGUGAGCCAAUGGAGAAGUUGCCCAUGGCAACCAAUCAGCUGCUCUGUAUACUUUUAUGGUAUGAAAAUUCUUAAUGUUACAUCAAUACUGAUUGGCUGCCAUGGGCAACUUCUCCACUGGCUCACUUCUCCACUUUUAUCACUGCUUAGUACAUGUCUCCCUUAUUUAUCUGCUAGAGCAUGAAUUAUCUUGCUUGACUUUCCUCCUACCUGCUUGACAUACCCAAUUCAUACACAAAUGCCUCUUAUAAUGUAUUUGAUUUUACAAUCUCUAUAAGUACCUCUCUUUGGCUGUUUGGGGUAUGUAUUCUGUAUCUUAUAAAUGCUAAGUAAUUAAAGUGUAUAAAAUUCGAACAUUUUGGUUGUAGUAGUAAAUGCUUAGGAAAAGUUACUUUAGGACAAAUAUUUGAUUUUACAUUUACGGUAGUGCUAGUCCUGCAUUUACGCCAGUUUUAAACCACUGACUUCUACAUAUUAAGCCAAUUAUUUACUGUCAUUGCUCAAUGAUGCAAAUACACAGGUAUCCAUAACAACCAAUCACCAAUUCGCUUUUAUUUGUCCAUUGCAAUUUAUCUGAAGACAUUUAAUAUCAGAAUACUAUGAUCUUCAUUUUGCACCUUUCAGCAAUGUUAUUAAAUUACCCUUACUGAGUUAAUUAUACAAUUUGUAAAAAUAAGUCAAAAUUAGAGAUGAGCGGGUUCGGAUUUACUCGGUUCUUUACGCCAGAAUUAUCGCCAUUUCUUAUUUUCUGGAUUCUUCUUAUUGGUUAACCAAAACACGUGACGUCCGAUAGCCAAUAAGGAGAUUCGGGUAAAUCCGAGUAAAACCGAACUCGCUCAUCUCUAGUCAAAAUACAACUAAUGGCUUUCUGACAAAUCAUUUUGGUGAAUGGUAAAGGGGCCCAUACAUUAACAAUCUAUCGACAAAAUCCUGUGUUUUGCCUAUGAUUGUGUCUGAUGAUCGGCAAAAUCCAACAUGAUGGAAAUUCUCGAUUUGCCAAUUCCGAUCCAAAAAUGAUUGUAAUUGUCAAGUUGGAGAUUUUGAACAUGUUGGAUUUUGCCAGAUUGGCCAUUGGAGAAUUGGGGAUUCACCCCUUUAGCCACAAUAGUCAUUCUACAGAUUAGAAAGCAUUCAAGAGAAACUUUGUUGCCUUAAAUCCAGAGGCUAAAAUGUAUGGUAUACACACACUUCAAACAUGUGGGAAAAAAAGGGACUAGGGUACUUAAUUUCAUUGAUACUAGCAUGUACUGCUAGAAUUACAGGUGCUGACCUAGUCAUUAACUGCUGGGUAUAAAUUAAUUUUAGGAGACAGCCAGUGUACAGUUAAUAUGUAUGUCUUUCCCCCAAGUUAACAGAAAUUGCACAUUGCAUGGUGAAGUGAUAUUACAUCAACAUGCGUUUUAGCUGUAACAUUUUACAUGUCUCCUAAAGUUAAACAGAUUACUAAAACUCACUGGUGCUAAUUUCUUUACUAAUAAAGUUUGACAACAAAA